This is a messenger RNA of Pipistrellus nathusii (Nathusius's pipistrelle), 210 nucleotides long. Lineage: Eukaryota; Metazoa; Chordata; Mammalia; Chiroptera; Vespertilionidae. The record is from the annotation of a GenBank genome assembly.
AUGUCUCCGCUGGCGCCGCUCCUGCUGCGGGGCCUCGCGGGCCCGGCCCGGCGGCUGCUGGUGCCGCGCGCGCAGGUGCACUCCAAGCCUCCGCGGGAGCAGCUCGGCACGCUGGAAGUCGCCAUUGGGCUCACCUCCUGUUUCCUGUGCAUCUUCCUGCCGGCCGGCUGGGUGUUGUCUCACCUGGAGAGCUACAAGAAGCGGGAGUGA